GGAGGUCACCUCCACUUUCCCCAAGUCCUUCCUGCAUAUGGUCGCCCAAGGCCCUGAAUCUCGGUCAGGGAGUCGUAUGAGCAUGGCUGGUCAGAAGAGACGUGCAGCAGCCCAGGAUGACCCUCUGGCCACCUUGCCUUUGAGCGACUCGAAUUCAUGGUACUACCCGUCGUACGGAUACGACACGGAGGAUGAAGAGGAGACGAUUAUGCCUGGGUCGUCUCUGGGGAACUGGGGAAACAAGUCGACUCGCGGGGCGCGCUGGGUUAGGCGAGGGAAGAUUGCAGCAUGGGGACCAGAAAUGGACGAUUGGCAGACUGAGGAGCGCGCAAGGAAACGCAUCAAGACGCUUAUGCAGCAAAACCCGCGCCCAUCAUCGCCGCCCCCUUCCCUGGAGCACCUCUCCCGCACGCCCUCCCCACCUCUGGUGGCACCCUACGACCAGCCGCUGGCUGACCAUGUCACCUACACCUCGUUCGUCAUGGACAAGGCUGUGACCCACACCUUCCGGUCCGGCCUCGUCGAAGAACUUGAGAACGUCACGAAUGGCCUAAUCGAAGGAGAAGCAACAAUGAAGCGGGCACUGGGCCGCCUGUGGCAGGUCAUCAGUGAGGACCCUGAUCGACUGCAAGGCAGCUCCCUACCCGUGACGAAGUUGGAGGAAGAAGACACCGAAGGCGUACCCGAGUACCAGAUCGACCGAGCGAAGCGGUACGGGCGCGCUCCCGACCUCACCCCCACGACACACAAGCUCUUCCUGGUCGGGUCGCAACCGGGCGUUGUCGAGCCUUCGCACUUCACCAGUCUAGACACUCAGCGGGACACGCUAGAGAAGAGUCUAGCAACUCUGCGCGAGUUGCAGGACGACAACCGAGAAUACGCAGAACGGUUGGCGGAGAUCAGGGAAGGGCUCGGGGAGAUUAAGGCGCAGAGGAACAUCAUCUGGCAGGAUGUUCGCCAACGGGCUGUCUCUGAGUUGCAGGACGCGGCGGUAGCGUAUGCCUCGUCGUCUAUGUAGAUCACCAUCUGUAUGCGUCUGGAUUCGGUUACUGUAUUGUACUUAGUUUUCGCUGAUUUCCUACACUCUUGCUCUCGCUGUGCUCCGUGCUCUCUGCGACGAAGUCGGUGUCUGACGCGAGGCCAGGUGGUGGCGGAGGUUGCGGUUCCCGAGACUUUGUGGCGCGUCUCCUCGCUGCCGUCAUCAAUCACUGUGCGGGUUGGCUAACACACGACAAGCUUGUUUCCCG
This is a messenger RNA of Schizophyllum commune H4-8, 1247 nucleotides long. RefSeq lists its product as uncharacterized. The record is from RefSeq and is a predicted model, not a curated record. The transcript has 3 exons. NCBI's taxonomy places the organism in Eukaryota, Fungi, Basidiomycota, Agaricomycetes, Agaricales, Schizophyllaceae. Bases 83 to 1018 code for a protein of 311 amino acids.